AGAUUUCUGAGCCCACCCCAUCAACUCUCUCAAUACCCAUAAUUUCAUUAUUUUCCUUAUUUUAUGAAUCGAAUACAUACAAAAAUAAAAAUCUCCUCUUACUUCGUACACUAAAUAUCUGUUUCUUUCUUCCAAGAAAUAGAAGGAAAGGAAAAAUGCUAGCUCUAAAGCCUUCAGUCCUCUCUCCUUUCCUUUCCUCUUCAAACCCUAACCCUAAUUUCCCUUGUUCUACAGCUCUUGGAUUUCACUUUUCGAGUGGCCGAUCUCGCUCGAUCGGUUCAUCGUCGCCGCAGAUCAAGAGUGCAGCUACGAAACCUGCGAAAACGCCAGCUGAAGAAGACUGGAAGACCAAGCGCGAGGUUUUGCUGAAGAAGAGGGUACGGAGUGUUGAUGUGAAGGAAGCUUUGCGCCUUCAAAAGGAAAACAACUUUGUGAUUCUUGAUGUGCGCCCAGAGGCAGAGUUCAAAGAGGCUCAUCCACCGGGUGCUAUUAAUGUGCAAAUUUAUAGACUUAUAAAGGAGUGGACAGCAUGGGAUAUUGCUAGACGUGCUGCAUUUGCCUUCUUCGGCAUAUUCUCUGGCACAGAAGAAAAUCCUGAGUUCAUACAAAUUGUGGAGUCAAAAUUAGACAAAAACUCAAAAAUAAUAGUUGCUUGCUCAUCGGGAGGAACAAUGAGACCUUCGCAGAGUCUUCCAGAAGGACAGCAGUCAAGGUCUCUGAUAGCUGCCUACUUGCUAGUCCUCAAUGGGUACGAAAACGUGUUUCACUUGGAUGGUGGGCUUUACAUGUGGUUUAAGGAAGGAUUACCAGCAGUUUCAGAAGAGUAAUUAUUGCAAAUUUGAUUUCCUUUCAUCUAGAGAGAGAUUGUAGUGUUCUGCCUGAAUGAAGAUGAUCCUUGAUUUCCUCCUACUGUACAGAAAUCUCGUACAGUGGAACUGAUUUUGAUGCGCACUUCAACAUGUUGAGUAUGUUGUAAACCAUUAGAAUUAGAAACUACUAUUAAUGGGUUGUAAAAGUCUUGCCAGAGUAAGCAUAGUGAAAAGAGUUUUGAAUUUAGCUUCUAAUACAUGGAUGAUUAUAUCUUCUGUA
Messenger RNA from Magnolia sinica, 1089 nucleotides. RefSeq names its product rhodanese-like domain-containing protein 14, chloroplastic. Gene Ontology annotation, cellular component: chloroplast. The record is from RefSeq and is a predicted model, not a curated record. NCBI's taxonomy places the organism in Eukaryota, Viridiplantae, Streptophyta, Magnoliopsida, Magnoliales, Magnoliaceae. The coding region runs from base 156 to 827 and encodes 223 amino acids. The transcript is spliced from 6 exons.